AUAAAACUUUCACUUCCUCUGCCGCUUAAGAAGAAAACCUCCCAGUUCCUACACACUUCUCUCUCUGUCUAUCUGUCUAUCUCUCUCUUCCCAUCUCUCAGUCAGCAGCCAGAACCAGAACCGGAUCCGAACCUCGGCCCGAACCUCUUCCAGCUGCAGCUCAUCAUGUCCAGGAAAGUCGUGAGGUCCAGUAAAUUCCGGCACGUCUUCGGCCAGGCCGUGAAGGCGGACCAGUGCUACGAUGACAUCAGGAUCUCUCAGAUGACGUGGGACAGCAAUUUCUGCUCCGUCAACCCCAAGUUCGUGGCCAUGAUCGUAGACGCCAGCGGAGGAGGAGCUUUCAUCGUCCUGCCGCUCAGCAAGACGGGACGUAUCGACAUGUCUCAGCCCACUGUCUGUGGACACACUGGACCCGUGCUGGACAUUGAAUGGUGUCCACACAAUGACAACAUCAUCGCCAGCGGCUCUGAGGACUGCAGCGUGAUGAUCUGGGAGAUUCCUGAUGGAGGUCUAAUUGCUCCUCUGAAGGAUCCGGUGGUGAAGUUGGACGGUCAUUCCAAACGUGUGGGGAUCCUCAGUUGGCACCCAACUGCACACAAUGUCCUCAUGAGUGCAGGCUGUGAUAAUGUCGUGAUCCUGUGGAAUGUGGCUCGCGGUGAGUCCAUGGUGCGAAUCGACUCGGUACAUAACGACCUGAUCUAUAGCGCCUGCUGGAACACAGAUGGAUCGCGCAUCCUCACAUCCUGCAAGGACAAGAAACUACGUGUCUUGGAUCCACGCAAAGGCACCGUCAUUACUGAGAAGGACAAGCCUCAUGAGGGCUCCAGGCCGGUGAGAGCCGUGUUCGUGUCGGAGGGGAAAAUCUUGACCACGGGUUUCAGCCGCAUGAGUGAGAGACAGGUGGCGCUGUGGGACCCGAACAACUUCGACGAGCCGCUCACUCUGCAGGAGCUCGACACAAGCAGUGGAGUUCUUUUGCCAUUCUUUGAUCCUGACACAGGCAUUGUUUACCUGUGUGGAAAGGGUGACAGCAGUAUUCGGUACUUUGAGGUGACAGAUGAGGCUCCGUAUGUGCACUAUCUGUCUAUGUACAGCAGUAAAGAGAGUCAGAAGGGAAUGGGCUACAUGCCCAAGAGAGGACUGGAGGUCAACAAGUGUGAGAUCGCCAGAUUCUAUAAGCUUCAUGAGAGAAAGUGUGAGCCUAUCGUCAUGACUGUACCACGUAAGUCCGACCUGUUUCAGGAGGACUUGUACCCUGACACCAUCGGUCCCGAGCCGUCGGUGGAGGCUGAUGACUGGUUCUCAGGUAAAGAAGGGAAACCGAUUCUGAUCUCUCUGAAGGACGGUUUUACUGCAACCACCAAGAACAAAGAGUUUAAAGUCAUCAAGAGCCUCCUGUGUUCUCCAGCAGCCUCCACUGGGCUACAACACGCCAACGGAGGGGAUAUUCAGGCUCUGCAGAAGGAGCUGAAGGACUUGAGGGAGCUGGUUGAGCAGCUGACAAAGCGAGUUAGUGAGCUGGAGAGCAAGAGUUGAAGAAGAGAAAACAAAUAUAAAAGCUAGAACACAGAGAGAGAGAGAGAGAGAGAGAGAGAGAGAGAGAGAGAGAGAGAGAGAGAGAGAGAGAGAGAGAGAGAGAGGUAAAAGAAUGUAGAGAGAAAGAAAGAGUCAUAGCUUUUCUAUAAAUCAUCAAAUUUUUGUUUUUUGGGGAUUUAAAUAUUUCAAGUUGUUCUUUAAGCCUCAGUUUAUUAAUAUAUGUGUUAGAAAGUUUCAAAUAAAAUCCAUUAAUAUUUUAAUGAAAAAUC
This is a messenger RNA of Tachysurus fulvidraco (yellow catfish), 1805 nucleotides long. RefSeq names its product coronin, actin binding protein, 1A (gene coro1a). Gene Ontology annotation, biological process: cell migration; actin filament organization. NCBI's taxonomy places the organism in Eukaryota, Metazoa, Chordata, Actinopteri, Siluriformes, Bagridae. The record is from RefSeq and is a predicted model, not a curated record. Bases 166 to 1536 code for a protein of 456 amino acids. The transcript is spliced from 11 exons. Gene Ontology annotation, molecular function: actin filament binding.